Molecule: messenger RNA, 759 nt
Organism: Ordospora pajunii
Lineage: Eukaryota; Fungi; Microsporidia; Ordosporidae
Exons: 1
Coding region: 1-759 (252 amino acids)
Source: RefSeq, a predicted model, not a curated record
AUGGGUUUGGUGUCUGCCGAAGGAGAUGAAGUUAUUUUAUGCAGAAGGGAUGCACUCGUGCGCAUAGAUACGGCAACAAAAACAGUGAGGCAGAUAGAUGUUCCAUUCUCCGCGUCUUUUUUGAGUGGAAAAUAUCUAGUUGAUUGCGAGAAGAACGUUUAUGCUUUGGAUGAUAUGGAGCUGAGAAAGAUUGCGAAGCUGAAGCGAAAUAUAUUCUGCUUGCAGGAGCGAGAUGGUGUGGUCUAUGUAGCAGACAGAUUUGGCGAUGUGCAUAUAAUUGAAAACGGCACAUGCAGGUAUGUUCUCGGAAUACUAUCGUAUAUGACUGGGAUGGCAAUUCACAAGCAGAGCAUUCUGCUGAGUGACAAGUACGGUAGGAUACGUGUUAGUGAGCUUGGCGGAAGAAUAAUUAAGUAUGUGUUUUUGCAUGAGCCGAUAGAAUCGUUGCUGAGUGUCGAUCGGAAUGUGGUGUCGGUUAGCAAAUGCCGUGUUGUGCUGUUUAGUCAAGCAUAUGCCGUGAAGGACGAGUUUGUGUUUUCGAAAGAAAUGAGUAUUAUAAAGUGUUUAUGUAAGGGCGAUGACGAGCUUGUGGUUGUUGCAAAGGAAUCGUAUCAUGUGUUUAGAGUAGGUGACAAUAUUGAGCAUGUUUUGAGUGUUGAAGAGGCUAUUGUGGAUGCGGUUUGUGUUGGGCCUGUGCUUUACAAGGUUAAAGAGAAUUAUAAAGUGGUCGAUACAGAGGGAAAUGUGGUGUAUGAAUGA